AUGACCGAUCUGAAACUCCUGCAACAUUAUAUGUCAAAUAUCUCCGGGCAAUUAUCUUUCAGUCCUGAUAAGACGCGAGCUUGGAAGAUCUUAAUCCCCGAGAUCGCAGCGGAGAACGAGUACAUUAUGCACCUUCUUUUGGCACUGACGGGCCUCGAUAUGCUUUGUGAAGACAACACGCCCGGCUCCAGUAUAUCAGAGCACCAGAGCCCCCUGGAGCAGCAACAUAAUGCCAACAACGGACCUGAAAGCCAUGAUCGCUAUCUACACACUGUGAUUGAGCACCAUCAAAAAGGUAUUCAAGGGUUUAUACGAGAGUUGGGAACACUGUCGGAUUCAAACGCGGAAACUGUUUUUGCGGGAUCCCUUCUUCUGGUUGCCUUUGCCUUUGCGUCUCUUCGUGUGAAGAAUCUAGACCUCACUGUCAGCGAAUCAGAAGCCAAUACGGGGUCCACAAGCUAUGACACCCUCUCGUCUGACUCCACGAUAUUGAAUCGACCUCGGCUUGACUGGUUAUAUCUUGUCCGGGGGCUUACAUCUGUUGUUGAACAACAGUGGACUAAGCUGCGAACCGGUCCACUGAGGCAGAUGCUAGUAUUUAGCAAUGCCAAAGAUGGAGAAGUCUUGGGCAAUCUCCUGGAAAUCGUACCGGGAAAUCUACCCCACCGAAUGGCAUGCUUCGCUCAAGGAGCCCAUCAAGCGAUAACCAGACUAAAAGCCUUCUCCAAAAGUUUAAAGUCCAUUGUCAGCCCGACGACUAUCGACUCGGAUGCUCAGUCGCAAGAAACCCGCGAACAGACGGGCGGACCGCUCACCCAAAGUGAAUUGAUCGAGGAACAAGAAUCCACUAUCAGCAUUCUCGAUACCAUAUAUAGUCGAAUCAAAGCUGUCCUUCUCUUUUCAGACAGCGGUACCAAGGGCUCUGCUCAUGCUGACUUGCAAGGGGAACUUGAGGACGCUGCAAUCAUGGCAUGGCCGCACAUGUUCCCUCACGGUUUCAUUGCCUCGUUAGAAGCGAGAGAAGAACUAGAAACUCUUCGGUGUCAAUCUUUUGUUAUUCUUGCCCAUUUUUAUAUCAUUGGGACAUUGUUCGAAACGCUUUGGUAUGCCACAGGCAGUUUUGAGCGUGAAAUCAUGAAGAUCCAUGACCUCGCUCGAAGCACUGGGGACAGUCAAUUGGUCUCUUUGAUGCAGUUUCCUAUGGAAGUCAUCGCUGCUCGAAGCGGAACCACUCGGCCCUAAUAAUUGGAUCAUCGUCCAGAUUUAUACGACAAUAAUCGCUGCAUGGCCCUACAAUUGCGAAUGGUCUAUCGCAAGUCUACUACGUUACUUGCCGCGCCCAAUCGGGCUUCUCAUAGUUUCAUCGGUACACCUGGGGCUCUUCGUCGAGGCCCCAUGAUUCAUUAUUUAUUUAUGUAUAACAUUGGAUAUCUCAUGACAAAAAGCAAACAGGCAGUGACACCAAAACCUGACUCGUU
This is a messenger RNA of Aspergillus melleus, 1478 nucleotides long. RefSeq lists its product as uncharacterized. The record is from RefSeq and is a predicted model, not a curated record. Gene Ontology annotation, biological process: regulation of transcription by RNA polymerase II. Gene Ontology annotation, molecular function: DNA-binding transcription factor activity, RNA polymerase II-specific. NCBI's taxonomy places the organism in Eukaryota, Fungi, Ascomycota, Eurotiomycetes, Eurotiales, Aspergillaceae. The transcript has a single exon. Bases 1 to 1242 code for a protein of 413 amino acids.